Molecule: messenger RNA, 1338 nt
Organism: Recurvomyces mirabilis
Lineage: Eukaryota; Fungi; Ascomycota; Dothideomycetes; Mycosphaerellales; Teratosphaeriaceae
Gene: PEX12
Product: ubiquitin-protein ligase peroxin 12
Exons: 2
Coding region: 1-1338 (445 amino acids)
Biological process (GO): protein monoubiquitination; protein import into peroxisome matrix
Cellular component (GO): peroxisomal importomer complex; peroxisomal membrane
Molecular function (GO): zinc ion binding; ubiquitin-protein transferase activity; protein binding
Source: RefSeq, a predicted model, not a curated record
AUGGAGUUUAUGACCGCUCUCCAGUCUGGCCUGGACGAACAGAAGCCAUCCCUCUUCGAGCUCCUCUCCGAACAACAACUAGGCUCUCUCAUACCACCAUCUCUGCGCUACUUGCUGGCAGUAGCGACACAUCGACAUCCUCGAUAUCUGCUCCGUGUACUGAAUUAUUUCGACGAAUUGAAUGCGCUGCUGUCGCUGCUCAUAGAACGACACUAUCUCAAAGUCUAUGGAGGAGGCUUUACGGAGAACUUCUAUGGCUUGAAGCGGGCAAGGGUGCUGAGAGUCAAGGGUGGAGAGGUGCGAAGGGCUCAACUAGGUGCGCCGGCUGAGAGAAAGUUGGACGAGAGCUACGAUAUCCAUGCGGCAUCCAUCAAUAUGCUUGGUCAAGCAUAUCAAGAUCGAGAGUCUUUCCCAGCAGAAGGAACGGUCAAGCAGAGAGCUAUGUGGCUGUACAAGUGGUUCUUGCGGAAAGUCUAUCCCAGCAUAAAUGCUGCUUACUUCUUCUCAUUACUGGCUUACAAUCUGGCCUAUCUUUUCGAUGGUUCAAAGUACCACUCACCAUUCUUAUGGCUGAUCGGGACAAGGAUCCGUCGUCUCAAUGCCGCAGACAGCAGAGCGAUUGCCAUGGCUACUCAGCCCAAAUCUGCAAGCCCUAGCGCUGGCGCAAGGCCUGGUCAGACGCCAUCGAUAUUCAGCCCAAGGACGAUGACCGGGACCGUGGGCCCUCGUCUCAUGUCGAGUCUCAAGAUACUGUUGCCCACUAGUAUCUUUGCGCUCAAGUUUUUAGAAUGGUGGCAUGCUUCGGACUUUGCACGUCAACUUAGCAGGAAAGCAAAUGAAGGCCUCGAGCUGCCACCGCCCAUCAUAUCAGGCCUGCCUACAACAGCACGAAACACCAAAUCUGGAACGGGGAACGAGAAGCCGAGUCUUUCUCGUCACGACUCCGGUGUUGACGGCCCACCAAUAUCUAGCACGACUGGUCUUCCGAUCCUCACAGUACCUGCUCCGGCGCAUACCGACCCCAACAGUGCAGAGAGCACCAACACCACUUCACUAUGCCCUAUCUGCGCUUCUGAGAUACAGACAUCAACUGCUGCGCAGACUGGCUAUGUGUACUGCUACACAUGCAUAUACAAAUGGGUGGAUGGUACACAUCCGCGCCAGGAAGCAUUCAUGGAAGGCACUAGUAGUGCCGAGGACGAAGAAGACGCCAAAGGAUGGUUUGAAGAAGGUGGUGGUAGCAGGGUCGGGAAGUGGGAGAGCGGCAAAGGCAGAGAUCCUGUCACUGGACGAAGGGUAUUAGGAGGGACUAAUGGGCUGAGGAGAGUCAUGGUGUGA